Messenger RNA from Aphanomyces astaci, 792 nucleotides. Its product is annotated as ribosomal protein S4. Gene Ontology annotation, cellular component: cytosolic small ribosomal subunit. Gene Ontology annotation, molecular function: structural constituent of ribosome; rRNA binding. The transcript has 2 exons. Gene Ontology annotation, biological process: positive regulation of translational fidelity; translation. NCBI's taxonomy places the organism in Eukaryota, Oomycota, Saprolegniomycetes, Saprolegniales, Verrucalvaceae. Bases 66 to 656 code for a protein of 196 amino acids. The record is from RefSeq and is a predicted model, not a curated record.
CGUGUAUUGGCAGCUUUGGGGGUCGGAAGCUCAUUUUCAUUGUCCCUUGAAAAACAUCCUCCAAGAUGCCGAAGAUCAGUCGUCACCGAAACUACCGUAAGACCUACCGCACGCCGUCGCGCGCGUUCGAAAAGGAACGUCUCGACCAAGAGAUGAAGCUCUUGGGCGAGUACGGUCUUCGCUGCAAGCGCGAAAUCUGGCGUGUCCAGUACACGUUGGCCAAGCUCCGCAAGGCCGCGCGUCAGCUUUUGACGUUGGACCCGAAGGACCCCAAGCGCUUGUUCGAAGGCCCUGCCCUCAUUCGCCGCUUGAAGCGAUACGGUCUGUUGGCGGACGACGAAAACGAAUUGGAUUUCGUGUUGCAAAUGAACACCCAAAAGUUGUUGGAACGCCGUCUCCAAACCAAGGUGUUCAAGCAAGGUCUUGCCAAGAGCAUCCACCAUGCGCGUACCUUGAUCAAGCAACGCCACAUCCGUGUCGGCCGCCAAUUGGUCGACGUGCCUUCCUUCAUGGUCCGCCUGGAUUCGGAAAAGCACAUUGACUUCUCCGUCACGUCGCCUUAUGGCCAAGGCCGCCCCGGCCGUGUCGCCCGCAAGCGCGCCGCGCAACGCGCCGCCGCCGCCAACGGCGGUGCUGACGAAGAAGACGACGAAUAAACUCGUCGCUUUCAAGGAUGACAACGUUGCAAGACUGGUUGUUUGGUAGAGGGCAUAUGAUGAAGUAAAAGACUCGCUAUUGAAUAAUACACGGCAGUCCUUUAUGUUGGAUGCUGCAGUUGGGACUAUGUUGGAC